UCAACGCUCCAAAACGCUCUUCUGUUACCUAUAAACGCAUUCUUUCUCUCUUGUUUUCUUUUGUAAAUAAGGAGAAAAAAAAAAUCAAACACCAAAAACAAAAAUUAAGCAAAAAAUGCUACUAAGAAGUUCAUCAACACCAUUGUUGAACUCAUGGACUCCGAAUAACACUACAUCCGGAGCAUCCACUUCUACAAAUUCUUCACCCGAGCCCAACAAAUCCACUCUUUCUUUAACGACGUCGUUUUGUUUUAAAACUAAACUUAUGCGAGCUUUUUCUGAGUCGGACCUAUAUCGUCUUAGCGCCGUAUCACCCAAGUCAAAUCCAUUCGGGUCGGAUUAUGCGUUAGAAUAUGGGUCUGGGUCGCGUUCAAGGUUGUUGACGAAUAUUGGGUUAGGUUAUUUGAGAGAAAAAGUUGUUGAGGAAGAAGAGGAGUGUGAUGUAGAGGAGCUGAGUUGUGAAGGAUCCGACAGUAUUGGUGGUGGAUUUGAUGGUGGACAUGGGUUUGGAUUUGGGUUCGGGUUUGGUGGUUGGGAUUCGAAUAAUGGAAGUGAUGGUGAAACUACUGAUUUGUAUUAUCAGAAAAUGAUUGAAGCUAAUCCUGGAAAUUCUCUUCUUUUGGGUAAUUAUGCAAAAUUCUUGAAAGAGGUUCGAGGCGAUUAUGUUAAAGCCGAAGAGUAUUGUGGGAGAGCAAUACUUGCAAAUCCCGGUGAUGGAAACGUGUUAUCUCUCUAUGCUGAUUUGAUAUGGAAAACUCAGAAAGACUCUUCAAGAGCUAAGACUUACUUUGAUCAAGCUGUCAAAGCAGCUCCUGAUGACUGUUACGUUCUAGCAUCACACGCACACUUCCUUUGGGAUGCCGAUGAAGAGAAAGACGAGGAAGAUACAAUAAUGUCAAGCAGUCUGAUGCCAAUAAGGUACUUAGAAGGCAUUGCUCCUCUUCCGCCUCCUUUAGGUGCUGCUUCUUAAGGAAUCUUUUACCUUAAGCCUUUCCAACCCUUUACCUUGUAUAGUUAUAACUCUACUAUUCAGCCCUUGUGUACAUGCCCUGUUAUGCUACUAAAAAUAACCCAUACUUGUAGGUUCUUCUCUCCUUUGUGCUACUACUAAUUAAAAUUUUGUAAACGUUGCUUGUGAUUUACUCCCUCUAUUCCAAUGGAAAAGGGAAUAUUUACUUUUAGACACGCGCUCUUGUUACACUUGUUUUUUGCAAACUUUUUGAUACUAUUCAUUACUCUAAUCUAUAAAUUAAAGCAUAUUCAAGUGA
Amaranthus tricolor (Joseph's coat) is the source of this 1268-nucleotide messenger RNA. RefSeq lists its product as uncharacterized. Bases 116 to 970 code for a protein of 284 amino acids. The transcript is spliced from 3 exons. Lineage: Eukaryota; Viridiplantae; Streptophyta; Magnoliopsida; Caryophyllales; Amaranthaceae. Gene Ontology annotation, molecular function: protein binding. The record is from RefSeq and is a predicted model, not a curated record.